AUGACCAAGUUCACUAAUCUAGCAGGCCUGUGCCUGCUGAUGUGCCAGCUGGCAACUGCCUCCAAGAUGGCGUGUUACUUCACCAACUGGUCCCAGUACAGACCUGGGACUGGGAAAUACAUGCCCCAAAAUGUGGAUCCCUUCCUGUGCACCCAUCUGAUUUAUGCUUUCUCCAUCAUCAAUAACAAAAAUGAGCUGGUUACCUAUGAAUGGAAUGACGAGACCUUGUACAAGACCUUCAAUGGCCUGAAGAGCAAGAACCCCAGUCUGAAGACCUUACUGGCUGUUGGUGGAUGGAACUUUGGCUCUGCUCAGUUCUCCAUCGUGGUGUCCUCUCCAGCCAACCGUCAGACGUUCAUCCAGUCUUCUAUCAAAUUCCUGAGGACUCAUGGCUUUGAUGGUCUAGAUCUGGACUGGGAGUACCCUGGAUCUCGUGGCAGUCCACCACAGGACAAGAAGAGAUUCAGUCUGCUCUGUAAGGAACUUGUUGAAGCAUACGCAGCUGAGGCCAAGGCCACCGGAAGGCCCCAGCUUAUGCUGACUGCUGCAGUGUCUGCUGGAAAGGGAACCAUUGACGCUGGAUAUGAGAUUGCUGAGAUUGCCAAGCACCUGGACUUCAUUAAUGUGAUGACCUAUGACUUCCACGGAGCUUGGGAGCGAUUCACUGGACACAACAGCCCACUGUGGGCUCCACAAUGA
Molecule: messenger RNA, 699 nt
Organism: Morone saxatilis (striped sea-bass)
Lineage: Eukaryota; Metazoa; Chordata; Actinopteri; Moronidae
Product: acidic mammalian chitinase-like
Exons: 7
Coding region: 1-699 (232 amino acids)
Biological process (GO): chitin catabolic process; carbohydrate metabolic process
Cellular component (GO): extracellular region
Molecular function (GO): chitin binding; chitinase activity
Source: RefSeq, a predicted model, not a curated record